GUGCAGCAUGUUAACAAAGAACGCUUCUUUCUAGCCUUUAAAGACACAUUUUUAGACAUUUUUAUGUAUAAUAACUGCAAAAAGGCCUUUAAGGCAUCUAGACUAGUUCCUAUUAACGCGCAAGUAGUCCUUAAUUAUCUUAACGUGCAGCUGCGUACCCCACUACUAGAACCCCUACUA
Molecule: messenger RNA, 180 nt
Organism: Lindgomyces ingoldianus
Lineage: Eukaryota; Fungi; Ascomycota; Dothideomycetes; Pleosporales; Lindgomycetaceae
Exons: 1
Source: RefSeq, a predicted model, not a curated record